Messenger RNA from Vicia faba (fava bean), 3348 nucleotides. The record is from the annotation of a GenBank genome assembly. NCBI's taxonomy places the organism in Eukaryota, Viridiplantae, Streptophyta, Magnoliopsida, Fabales, Fabaceae.
AUGCAAGGUUUUACUGCAAACACCGAUUUCUCCGAGCUUCAAUCCACCAUGCGAGCAAUCGAGUUAGCUAGCGCCUCCAUUCAGAUGCAAAUUAAUCCAGCAGCUUCUGAAGCAAUUGUAUUGGCAUUAGGUCAAUCUUCUCAGCCGUACAAGACUUGUCAGUUCAUUCUUGAAAACUCCUUGGUGGCAACUGCAAGGUUUCAAGCUGCUGCUGCAAUCAGAGAAGCUGCUAUUAGAGAAUGGGGUUUUCUUAAUGCUGAUGACAAGAAAAGCUUGAUUAGUUUUUGUCUAUGCUAUGCAAUGCAACAUGCUAGUUCUCCUGAUAGCUAUGUCCAAGCCAAAGUUUCUUCCGUGGCUGCUCAAUUGAUGAAAAGGGGUUGGCUUGAGGAAGUAGCUGCAGAGAAAGAGACACUCUUUUAUCAGGUGAACCAGGCUAUUUUGGGCAUUCAUGGAGUAGAUGUGCAGUUUGCUGGAAUCAAAUUCCUUGAAUCGUUGGUAUCUGAAUUUUCUCCUUCUACUUCAAGUGCUAUGGGCCUUCCAAGGGAAUUUCAUGAGCAGUGUAGGAGAUCACUUGAGCGAGACUACCUGAAGACAUUUUACCAAUGGACCCAAGAAGCUGCUUCCAGUGUCACAAAUAGGAUUAUUGAAUCUGAGUCUGUUGUACCUGAGGUUAAAGUUUGUACCGCUGCGCUGGAUCUCAUGCUUCAAAUCCUGAAUUGGGAUUUUCGUAGCAAUACCAGUGACACAAAAAUAAAUCUCUUCUCUGCUGGAGUUAGGCAAGAUGGGGAUUCUCUUAAAAGAUCUGACUGUCACCUAGUUCAGCCUGGUUCCGAUUGGCGUGAUGUGUUGAUAUUGAGUGGUCAUAUUGGAUGGAUUUUGAGUUUAUAUGCUGCAUUGAGGCCGAAGUUUUCAUGUGAAGGCUACUGGCUUGACUGCGCCAUUGCUGUUUCUACUCGAAAGCUAAUUGUACAAUUAUGUUCUCUGACAGGAACUGUAUUUCCUUCUGAUGAUGGGAAAAUGCAUGAGAGGCAUCUCCUGCAACUCCUCUCUGGGAUACUCGAGUGGGUAGACCCUCCUGAUGCUGUUUCAAAAGCUAUUGAAAAUGGGAAAAGUGAUAGUGAGAUGAUUGAUGGUUGUCGUGCAUUGUUGGCUAUUGCAAAUGUAACAACUCCUUACGUGUUUGACAAUCUCCUAAAAUCUAUAAGGGCCAUCGGUACUUUUACGUUUUUGUCAAUGUGGAUGUCUGAAGUAAUUAAAGUCCUCAUAACUAGCAAUACUGAAGAGGAGACUUGGAGCUGGGAAGCCCGUGAUAUCUUACUGGAUACUUGGACCGCCCUUCUAAUGCCAAUAAAUACUACCACUGUAAAUACUUUGCUUCCACCAGAAGGAAUAAAAGCUGCUGCAAAUCUCUUUGGUUUCAUCGUAGAAUGCGAGCUAAGAAUGGCCUCUGCAUCAGCAUUUAAUGAUGAGGGUGAUUCAGAUUAUCUUCGUGCUUCUGUAUCUGCCAUGGAUGAAAGGUUAAGUUCAUAUGCACUUAUUGCAAGAGCUUCUAUUGAUGUUACAAUCCCUUUGCUCACAAGUGUGUUUUCUGAGCGGGUCACCCGCCUUAAUCAGGGCAGGGGUGUUAUUGACUUGACUGAAACUUUGGAAGAACUUUAUUCAUUGCUGCUCAUAAUUGGCCACGUAAUUGCAGACGAAGGGGAGGGGGAAAUGCCACUGGUUCCUAAUGCCAUACAAACUCAAUUUGUUGCUAAUUCCGUGGAGGCAGAUAAACAUCCUGUUAUUUUGCUUUCCAGCUCAAUCAUAAAAUUUGCUGAGCAAUGCCUAAAUCCAGAUAUGAGAGCAUCGGCUUUUAGUCCCCGGCUUAUGGAGUCAAUUGUAUGGUUCCUUGCAAGGUGGUCUAGCACAUAUCUAAUGUCUUCUGAUGGGAUUGGAGAGAAAAUAUUAGAUUCAGGGGAAAAGGAUUUGCAGGGCCUCACAUGUUAUAUGUUACUCCAUUCACUGGUUCAGCAAAGGCAUAUAUGUGUUCACCUUGUUGCUCUGAAUUCAUGGCAUGAACUUGCAACUGCAUUUUCCACUGAAAAGACUUUGUUCUUGUUGGACACUUCGCAUCAGCGGUCUCUUGCACAAACACUUGUUCGUUCAGCUUCAGGUGUGAAAAAUUCUGAAGAGUCAAGUCAGUAUGUAAGGAAUCUCAUGGGUCAUAUCGCAACAUACAUAGUGGAGAUGUCCAGUAAGAGUAAUCUUAAAAACAUUGCCCAACAACCAGAUAUCCUUCUGUUGGUCAGCUGCAUGUUAGAACGGCUACGCGGAGCUGCGAGUGCUUCUGAACCUCGAACACAGAAAGCUCUAUAUGAGCUAGGAUUCUCUGUAAUGAAUCCCAUACUAGUUUUACUUGAAGUAUAUAAACACGAGUCUGCAGUUGUGUACCUGCUACUAAAAUUUGUAGUCGAUUGGGUUGAUGGACAAAUUACUUACUUGGAGGCCCAAGAAACUGCUGCCGUUGUCAGUUUUUGCACGCGUUUGCUUCAGCUGUAUUCAUCUCACAAUAUUGGCAAGAUAUCACUAAGUCUUUCAAGCAACUUACUUAGUGAGGCACAAACAGACAAGUAUAAAGAUUUGCGUGCUCUUCUUCAACUUCUUUCAAGUCUUUGUUCUAAAGACAUGAUUGAUUUCUCGUCAGAUUCAAUUGAGGCCCAAGGCACUAACAUAUCUCAGGUGGUUUACUUUGGUCUUCACAUAGUCACGCCGCUGAUUUCUAUGGACCUUUUGAAAUAUCCCAAACUUUGCCAUGAUUAUUUUUCUCUCUUGUCACAUUUGUUGGAGGUUUAUCCAGAAACAUUCGCACAACUAAAUAGUGAAGCCUUUACUCAUAUACUCGGAACUCUUGAUUUUGGUCUACACCAUCAGGAUGUAGAUGUGGUUAGUAAGUGUCUGAGAGCUCUGCAAGCUCUUGCUUCUUACCACUACAAAGAGACUGGUAAUGGUAAUAUAGGCUUGGGGGCACAUUCAAGUGGGGAGACUCAGGAAGGUCUUUUGAGCCGUUUUCUCCGUUCAUUGCUGCAGUUACUCUUUUUUGAGGAUUACAGUUCUGAUCUAAUCAGCGUUGCAGCAGAUGCUCUCUUUCCACUAAUCCUUUGUGAAAAAGGCCUGUAUCAGAGAUUGGGAAAUGAAUUGAUAGAGAGACAAGCAGAUCCAAAUCUCAGAUCAAGGCUGGUAAACGCGUUGCAGUCACUAACUAGUGCAAAUCAGCUUUCCUUCUCCCUUGAUCGAAUAAAUUACCAGAGAUUUAGGAAAAAUCUGAAUAGCUUCCUUGUUGAAGUUCGUGGAUUUUUAAAGACUGUGUGA